This is a messenger RNA of Anopheles nili, 1497 nucleotides long. It is a transcript of the gene Stoml2, whose product is annotated as stomatin-like protein 2, mitochondrial. Gene Ontology annotation, cellular component: membrane. The transcript is spliced from 3 exons. The coding region runs from base 58 to 1224 and encodes 388 amino acids. NCBI's taxonomy places the organism in Eukaryota, Metazoa, Arthropoda, Insecta, Diptera, Culicidae. The record is from RefSeq and is a predicted model, not a curated record.
GAAAACCUCGAUUGCUUGAUUCCGUAAGCCGAAAGCAUCGGAAAAAUACGGCCCAUCAUGAUACGUUCCAGCACGUUUAUUACUCGAUUGCCCUUGCGCGGGAUUGCGGCAGCCACGUUAAACAGCAGUGGGGGUCUGUUGCAAUCCUCGCCCAGUUUAGCAGCACUGCAAACAACACAAGUUCGUUACCGAUCUACACCGAUCAACACGGUGAUAAUGUUUGUGCCCCAACAAGAGGCAUGGAUCGUUGAGAGGAUGGGAAAAUUCCACCGCAUGCUCGAGCCAGGACUGAAUGUGCUUCUGCCCAUCGUAGAUCGUGUCAAAUAUGUACAAAGUCUGAAGGAAAUAGCAAUAGACGUUCCCAAGCAAUCGGCUAUCACCUCCGAUAACGUAACGCUCAGUAUCGAUGGCGUGUUAUAUCUGCGCAUUCUCGAUCCCUACCUAGCCUCGUACGGUGUAGAAGAUCCGGAGUUUGCCAUUACACAGCUCGCGCAAACAACUAUGCGAUCCGAGUUGGGUAAGAUGUCACUCGAUAAGGUAUUCAGGGAGCGAGAAUCGCUCAACAUUAGUAUCGUAGAAUCGAUCAAUAAGGCCAGCGAAGCUUGGGGUAUCUCCUGUCUUCGGUACGAAAUCCGCGACAUUAAGCUGCCGACACGAGUACAUGAGGCCAUGCAGAUGCAGGUAGAGGCGGAACGAAGGAAACGUGCCGCAAUUCUUGAGUCCGAAGGUACCAGAGCGGCAGAAAUUAAUGUAGCUGAGGGCAAGCGACAGUCACGGAUUCUCGCCUCAGAGGCACAAAAACAGGAAGAAAUCAAUAGAGCUAAUGGUGAGGCCGCUGCAAUUAUGGCAUUGGCGACCGCCCGUGCAAAAAGUCUCAAAAUAGUGGCGGAAUCGCUUUCUAACGAGCAUGGACGUAGUGCGGCUUCCUUGAGCGUGGCGGAGAAGUACGUGGUGGCGUUUGAAAAGCUGGCCAAACAGAACAACACCCUAAUCGUGCCGUCGACCGCUUCCGAUGUGACCUCCAUGGUAGCUCAAGCAAUGCAAAUCUACACCAAUCUCUCGAAUUCAUCAUCACUUGCUCGAAGCUCUUCGGAGCAUGCAAAUGUGGACGACAGGCAGAGAGGGGAUACAACCGAUACCAUUUUAAAGCUCGAUACACUGCCACCACUGGACAGUCUAGGAGAUAACACGGGGAGCUCUCCACGUUCGGGAUCAUCGGCUUAAUAAAAGUAACACUUCCUAAACCUGCAGACGCGUAAAUUCAUGUUGCUAGAGAAAGAGGCACGCUCAUUUACUUAGCAGGAAAAAGAAUGCAAUUGUAUCCUUUGAUGCAAUCCUCUGCAACUUUGUAAUGCCGUCAGUUUAGUACCGCGCUUAGGUCAAAUGUCCGAAAGAGGAAACGUGUAAAAGAAGACAACAUGCCUUCGAAAUGCAUGCUACAAUCCAUGAGUCGGUUAUUGUAACUGUAAAUAAAGUUCUCGUACGCUAGCGCGAGUA